This is a messenger RNA of Salvelinus namaycush (lake trout), 1729 nucleotides long. RefSeq names its product CD209 antigen-like protein E. Lineage: Eukaryota; Metazoa; Chordata; Actinopteri; Salmoniformes; Salmonidae. The transcript is spliced from 6 exons. Gene Ontology annotation, biological process: biological process involved in interspecies interaction between organisms. Gene Ontology annotation, cellular component: external side of plasma membrane. The record is from RefSeq and is a predicted model, not a curated record. Gene Ontology annotation, molecular function: fucose binding; D-mannose binding. The coding region runs from base 283 to 1170 and encodes 295 amino acids.
CAUGCCAACUUGUUCUAUUUUUGCAUUAGCAUAGCCACAACUACCCGCGUCAAUUUGUUGAUACUUCCCUAAAGUUAACACCUACAGCAGUCACACAGACAGACACACAGAUGACUCAGAGACAGAGAUAUCACUAGAAGCAGAGACUUAACGUAUAGAGGGUUUGCAGUUGACAUACGACGCCUCCUGGUGGCCAUGUUGGAAGACCACCACAUUAAUUAGAAGCAGAGACUUAAUGUACAGUAGACCUACAUAGAAAGAAAGACCCAGGCAUUGUUAAAGAUGUCAAAGGUCAUCUAUGCUGAGCCAGAUAUGAACAAGAAGGUCAAGUUUAACAAAGGUGAGAUGGAGGAGAGGAUUGUUGAUAUCUAUGUCAGUGCAGACACCCUGAGAGACGGUGAGACCAGCACCAAGAGAGAAGAGACAGCAGACACUGCCCCUGAUAAUGAACCAGGAGACCAGCGCUCAGAGCCUGAUAGCUCAGGGAAGAGACCCUUCCUACUUGCUGCAGUGUGUCUGGGGCUGCUGUGUGUUUUACUGGCUGGGAUCAUAGGCCUGUCUGUCUACUAUAACAGAGCCAUCAAAGAUUCUGAGGAUAAAAGAAACACAUUGUUCCAGAGUUUCUCCCUUUAUAAAAUCAACACAACUGCAGAGAGAGACCAGCUACAGACCAGAUACAACAACCUGACUGAAGAGAGAGACCAGCUACAGACCAGAUACAACAACCUGACUGACGAGAAAGGCCAUAUUCAGGCAAAGCUUUUUGUGAUAGAGCAGCAUUGUCAGGAGGGAUGGAGAUACUUUGACUCCAGUUUGUACUUCCUCUCUACUGAGAAGAAAACCUGGGAGGAGAGCAGACAGGACUGUCUGAAGAGAGGAGCAGACCUGGUGAUCAUAAACAGCAGAGAGGAACAGACAUUUCUCUUCAACCUCCACAUGAGAGCCUGGAUUGGUCUGACUGACUCUGUUACUGAGGGGACCUGGAAGUGGGUGGACGGCACCCCACUGACCACAGGGUAUUGGGGGACAGGACAGCCUAAUAAUGGUGGUCUGUUCUAUGGGCAGGAGGACUGUGUUGAGAUAUACUAUGGACAAGAUGACCCUCUAAAGACAUGGAAUGAUGACAAAUGUGGCACAAAUCAUAACUGGAUCUGUGAGAAAGUGGUUUGACAAUAACCUACUGUAACAAUCUCUCUCUUUCCCUGUCUCUCUCUCGUAGUUAUUAUGUUGAUGUUUGGAUACAGUACUUAAUGGUUAAGUGAUAAUCCCACUUAGUGGUUAAAGUGAGAGAUGAACACACCAUAGAGGUGAAAUAGUGGUAUUACAGACUUGUCUAUGAGUUCUUUUUCAAUUCGGCUUUACUCGAUUCCUCCUCGCAUCCUCUCUCCUCCCCUCCUUCUCCAAACACAUUGGAGAAUACAAUCCUAGGGGAGGUGCCUUGGACCUUCUCCUCUAAUAGGGUUGAAAGGAGGAGAGGAGACAGGAGGAGAGGAAUCUAGGAAAGACUAAUUGAGAUAGAGCCUUAGUGUCAGAGAGAGACAGAGGAGGAAGAAGAAAAUUAAGAGAAUGAGGAAGAGAUAAACAAUAAGACAAAUAAUUGUUGUGUUUAGAUUUAGAGGAGAGGAUGUAGACAUACUGUACUCUGUAAAAUGAUUCUUCAUUAUUUUAUUAGAAACAUGUCAUGUGAUUUGUCAUAGGCUUAUGCUUCGUAAAAAAAGUGGGUCCAAUU